AUGUAUGUAUCUAUGUUAUGUAGAUCGGUACCUUUUCACCUUUCGGCCUUAUUAUCUCGCUGCAUCUUUGAUUUUUCUUGUUUUUUGGCAAGGCUUAUGCGUUAUAUCUGGUUCUGUUACAAUGCUCGGUCGGUGGAUGAGUCUGCUUUCUAUUAUGAGAACUUCUCUAGCUAUUGCUUCCAGGAAUUUUCGAAUUUUGGGAGGUGUGUAAUUAUAACUCUUACAAAUUGUCUUGCUGCCUACUUGCUUGAGGCAGUGGGAGCAGGAUUAAGUGCCUUCCUAUUUCCCGAUCUGGAUUUUGAUACGAUUGAUGCAUUUCAGGAUAGUCUGUAUUUGAUGGCGCCAUAUUAUUUUUGUUAA
This is a messenger RNA of Blastocystis hominis, 360 nucleotides long. RefSeq lists its product as hypothetical. The transcript has a single exon. The record is from RefSeq and is a predicted model, not a curated record. Bases 1 to 360 code for a protein of 119 amino acids. Lineage: Eukaryota; Bigyra; Opalinata; Blastocystidae.